Messenger RNA from Macrosiphum euphorbiae (potato aphid), 351 nucleotides. NCBI's taxonomy places the organism in Eukaryota, Metazoa, Arthropoda, Insecta, Hemiptera, Aphididae. The record is from the annotation of a GenBank genome assembly.
AUGAACGUUGUGGUGCAUAUACAUGGUGGCGCAUUCCUUGGUGGCGAAAGCUUAUUAUAUGGUCCAGAAUAUCUUUUGGACACCAACGAUUUCGUUUACGUAACAAUGAAUUACCGUUUGGGCGUAUUAGGAUUUGCCUCCACUGGCGAUGGUGUUUUGCCUGGGAAUAACGGAAUGAAAGACCAAGUAGCAGCAUUGAAGUGGAUACAACAAAACAUUGUUGCAUUUGGGGGUGACCCAAACAGUGUAACAAUCUCUGGCAUGUCAGCUGGUGCAGGUUCUGUUCAUAGCCAUUUGAUUUCACCAAUGUCUAAAGGUUUGUGUAAAUGUGUAAUCUACAAUGUUAUUUGA